Messenger RNA from Ornithorhynchus anatinus (platypus), 3516 nucleotides. RefSeq names its product amyloid beta precursor protein binding family B member 1 (gene APBB1). The record is from RefSeq and is a predicted model, not a curated record. Gene Ontology annotation, molecular function: amyloid-beta binding; transcription factor binding. The transcript is spliced from 15 exons. Gene Ontology annotation, biological process: regulation of DNA-templated transcription. Bases 118 to 2415 code for a protein of 765 amino acids. Gene Ontology annotation, cellular component: nucleus; cytoplasm. NCBI's taxonomy places the organism in Eukaryota, Metazoa, Chordata, Mammalia, Monotremata, Ornithorhynchidae.
GCGCCCCCGCGCAGGCGCCCUAGAGAGCGGGCCGGGUCGGGGCCGAGCGGCGCCAGGACCGGAGCGCAGCGGAGCUCGGCGGCCAGCGCCUCGCAGUUCCCAGGAGCCUCCGGGGCCAUGGCCGUGUCCGUGUCCGCGUCCCCGAGCUGCCAGCCGGACCUGGUGAAUGACAACAGCCGCCUGAGCUCGCCCCUGUCCCGGCCCCUCCAGGCCGCUCACAACCAGCUGCUCAACGCCAAGCUCCAGGGCGUCCACCCCGUCUCCCGCGCCCCGGUCCCCGCGGGACCCCGGGGCCGGCAGGCCUACGUGCCCGCCGCCCACCUGCAUGGCACCAUGGGGCCGGGGGAGGCGGAGCGGGACCCCACCAACGCCAAGUGGGUGAAAGACGGGCAGAACCAGCUGCGCCGGGCCGCCAGCGUGCAGCAGGAUCAGAACCGCAACGUGACGGCGGCCGUGGAGACCGCGGCCGUGGAGACGGCGGGGGAGACGGCGGCCGUGGAGACGACGGCCGGGGGGACGGGCUCCCACGAGCCCAACGCCCCCGGGUCCGCCGCUUCAGCGGCCAAGGGCCUCCUGCACCUCUAUUCCGAGCUGGAGCUCAACGCCGCCAACCGCGAGCACCCGGGGCCCGGCCUGCUCAUCGACCUGAGGCCUCCCGGCCCCCAGCUGCGCCGGCCCGGCCGGCUCCACCGCGACGACGAGGAGGAGAAGGCCGCUGGGGAGGAAGGCGGGGAGGAAGAUGAGGACGAGGAGGAGGAGGACGAGGAGGAGGAGGAGGACACCUCAUCCUGGCACGGCCGGGAAGAGCCCCCGGAGCGUGGGCGGGACGGGCCGCGAGAGCACGGCCGGAGCGCCAGCCUCCUGUUUGGCAUGAGGAACAGCGCGGCCAGUGACGACGACUCCAGCUGGGCCACGCUGUCCCAGGGCAGCCCCUCCGGCAGCUCUCCCGACGACACAGACUCGUUCUGGAACCGCAAUUCUUUCGAAACGGAUUCGGAUCUGCCCGCCGGAUGGAUGAGGGUCCAGGACACUUCAGGGACCUAUUACUGGCACAUCCCAACGGGGACCACCCAGUGGCAGCCACCUGCCGCUCCUGGCCAGGGCCGGGGGCCCCAGGGCCGAGGACCGCCCCGCCAGGGGCCCGCCUCCACGGGCGACAGUCCCACCGAGGAGCCUCAGCUCACCUGGACAGGCUUCGGCCACUGCACUGGCUUUGAAGAUGGAGAAUUUUGGAAGGAUGUGCGGGGGGAGGAGCCAGCCCCGGAACAGGACCAGAAGGAUGAGGACUCUUCCUUGCGUUUUCAGGCUCUGGAUAUCAGCUGUGGGCUGUCUGAGGAGGAGGAGGAGGAGGAGGAGAAGCCCCUUCUGAGCACUAAUCCUGGAGCCAAGGUGUUCGCCGUGCGCUCGCUGGGCUGGGUGGAGAUGACGGAGGAGGAGCUGGUGCCCGGGCGCAGCAGCGUGGCCGUCAACAACUGCAUCCGCCAGCUGUGCUACCCCGCCGGCCCUCGGGGCCCUGCCCACGGCUGCUGGGGAGAGGGGAAGGACAUGCUGCUGCAGCUGGAGGACGAGUCGCUGAAGCUGGUGGAGCGGCGGGAACGGACGCUGCUGCACUCCCAGCCCAUCGUCAGCAUCCGGGUGUGGGGCGUGGGGCGGGACAGCGGCAGAGAGAGGGAUUUCGCCUACGUGGCUCGAGACAGGCUGACCCAGGUGCUCAAAUGCCACGUGUUCCGCUGCGAGGCGCCUGCCAAGAACAUCGCCACCAGCCUGCACGAGAUCUGCUCCAAGAUCAUGGCUGAGCGUCGUAGUGGCCGCUCCCUGGUCAACGGGCUGAGCCUGGAUCACGCUAAGCUGGUUGACGUCCCCUUCCAGGUGGAAUUUCCAGCCCCGAAGAGCGAAAUGGUGCAGAAGUUCCAGGUCUAUUACUUGGGCAGUGUUCCUGUCUCCAAACCCGUGGGGGUGGACGUCGUGAAUGGGGCCCUGGAGGUGGUCCUGGCGUCCAGCAGCCGGGAGCAGUGGACCCCGAGUCACGUCAGCGUGGCCCCCGCCACCCUCACCAUCCUGCACCAGCAAACGGAGGCCGUGCUGGCCGAGUGCCGGGUGCGAUUUCUGUCCUUUCUGGCCGUGGGCCGGGACGUCCACACCUUCGCCUUCAUCAUGGCCGCCGGACCGGCUAGCUUCUGCUGUCACAUGUUCUGGUGUGAGCCCAACGCCGCCAGCUUGUCCGAGGCGGUGCAGGCCGCCUGCAUGCUGAGGUAUCAGAAGUGCCUGGACGCCCGCCCCCAGGCCUCGAGCUCCUGCCUUCCCGCCCCGCCCGCCGACUCCGUGGCCCGCCGCGUGGGCUCCACCGUCCGCAAAGGUGUCCAGACGCUGUUGGGCAGCCUGAAGCCCAAACGGGCGGGGGCCCAGACUCCCUGAGCGGCCCCGGCGAACGGGGCGGCGUCCACACUGAGCCCUCCCCCUCCCUCCAUCCCCCCUCCCGAUCCCGGCCGUGUCUGAGGGACUCGGGUGUGCCCGGGAGAGGAGCGUGGGGCGGGAAGGGGCCCGGCGCUGCCGGUCGGGCCCGGCCUGGCGCCCGGAGGCCGGGAGGGGGCCUGGGCCGGGGGCACCCGAGCGCUCCCCGCCCCAGCCCCCCCAACCCGGGGGUAGGGGCCUGGGAUCCUACCGGGGGGGGGGGGGGCGGGAUGGUCGGGGCGGGGCUCCCCUGCAUGAGGGGGCUAAGGCGGAGUCGGCUCCCCUUCCCCGGGGCUGAGGGAGAGAGAGAGGCCUCCGGUGUCCCCGUCCUCCCCUUGGGCUCCAGGCAGAGGAGAGAGAGAGAGAGAGAGAGCGUGUGUGAGAGAGGGCGGGCAGGUGCGUGUGUGGUGGGGAUGGAUGUGUACAUCCGCGCGUGUGCGUGUCCGCGUGUGCAAGUGUGGGUGGGACCGCCGGGCUCACCGGCAUCAGUGUGGCGGGGGUCAGCCCCGCUCCCCGCCCCGGCGGCCUGAGGCCCCCUCCCCACCCCACGUCUGUGCUCUGUAUGUGUCGGGGCCAAGCAGGACCGGGAGCCCCCAGCCUGACCGCCCGCCCGGUCCGUCGCCCUUCGCUCCCCCUGGGGCCGGCCGGGCUCCCGACGGGCGUGAGGGCCGGAGGCCGGCUGCCGCCUCCCCCCUCCCCCGCCCCGUCGGCCCCGGCCCGCUCUAACUCACUAAUGAAACCCGUCCGAGCCCGCCCUCAGCUCGGCUCCGUGUCUCCCCGCGUGUCCGUGUCCGCCCCAGCCUCCCGGCCCGGCCCCAGGCUUCAGUGCAUGCCCUCUGCCGGGGCCUGAGCCUCGUGCCCACCCUCCCCCUGCCUCCGGGGCCCCCGGCUCCUCGGACUCCGUUGUCAGAGCGGGCUCGGCCAGCGGCGCCGGGCCUCCGGGCCGGACUCCCCGCCCUCCGAGACGCGGGACUCUUCAAAGCCAGAUCCGCCGUGAGGAUCGAUGGACGUCUGUACAAUUCAGAAGAACGUGUGCUAUACAGUAAAAACCGCUCUAUAACCCAA